Molecule: messenger RNA, 2436 nt
Organism: Styela clava
Lineage: Eukaryota; Metazoa; Chordata; Ascidiacea; Stolidobranchia; Styelidae
Product: protein unc-93 homolog A-like
Biological process (GO): transmembrane transport
Molecular function (GO): transmembrane transporter activity
Source: RefSeq, a predicted model, not a curated record
AUAGGUGUGAGAGCAUAGGUUUACCAUUGGAAUAUAUUAAUCCAUUGCCUAUCCAAGACCAAGAUUCAUUGUAUUUUUCAUAAUAACUUAGUGUCUCUAUUUAUUAGAAGACUACUGUACUUAUAUAACACGUAUUGGCAGUACCGCAUUAUCUCUAAUUUCCUACAUAAAAGACUCGAAUGGUCAUGGAUGGAGACGAGAAAUUUGGAAAUGAGAAAGUCCUAAGAAAAGCUAGGAAAAAAGUGAAGUUGUUAUUCUACUGGAAGACAAUUGGAAUAUUGUUAGCAAUAUCAGCAGUCGCAGCUUUACAAACCCUACAAACCAGCAUCAAUAUUGAAGACGAUAUCGGGGCCAUCGCCUUGACAGCGGGGUAUGUCGCUUCCAUAUUUUUCAGUCUCCUCUGCGUUCCAGCAUUGCUGAGACUAUCGGGGCCAAACGUAGCUCUGGUCGUCGGUGACAUUUGUUUCUUGAUUUAUUGCUUGACAAACUUUUACCCAGAAUUAUACGUUUUAACAUUCGGCGCAGUCAUCAGUGGAAUAGCUAGAUCUGUUUUCUUCCCAACUUACACAAUUCUGGUUAUGGAAAUAGCAUCAACAUGUACUGAAUUUUCAACAUCAAAGCCAGAGAAAUAUUACUUCAACUACUUUCAGAGCAGAUUUUAUGGAAUGCUGGAGAGUUCGUCAAUAAUUGGCAACAUCUUAUCUUAUGGAAUUCUCUAUGGUACAAAGUCUGCACCAGCCAACACCGAAGUAUCCACCACCCAAGAACCAAAUACUACACAACAAUCCAACACAACCUGGAAUCCUACAGACCCUUAUCAGUAUUGCGGAGUCGAUGAUUGCCAGGAUCCUACAGUUGUUAGCGAAAGCAUCGACCAGUACGUUCCCCCAGAUAAAACCAGCAUCUAUAUUUUAAUUUUCAGCGCAAGUGCACUAACAAUAAUAUCCAUACUGUUGCACGCAUUCGUGUAUCCAGGAUUGGGAGUGUUCAGUCACAAAUUGGAGAAAGAGAAAGACAGAGUAACAUCGAAAACGACAGAGCAAAAGUUUGAAUCUUUAUAUUCAAAGAAGAAAAUUAGCGUUAUAUCCAAUAGCAUCAUCGAAGAAUUGGGAAACGAUAACCCAGAUUUUGUUUUCGGUGAGCUCGAACUCUAUGACGACAGUAUUGACGGAGACACCAAAGAUCCAGAUAAUUUGAAUACAUACGAAGCACAGAAGUCUAUGAUGGGUGAAUCUAAAGAUAUCGGUGGUAAAGCAUCAGCAGAAACCAUUGCGGUAACACAAAGCAAACCCAGUUACUGGAAAACUCUGAAAGCAACACUGUAUUUUCUAAUUUAUCCACGAUCGCUGAUGUUGAGCAUGACAACACUACACUUUGGAAUGAUGCUUGGAUUCGUCUAUGCUGAUCUCACGCGAGCGUAUGCAUCAUGUGUUGCUGGAGUUGAAAUGACGGGACUAUUUGCCAUGUCAUUCGGAGCAGCAGGUAUCCUGGCGGCUCUACUGUACGGAAAGUUGAACUUUCCCCAUCGACGACACAUAAUGUAUGCAAUAUGUUGCAUACUCGUGUUAGCUAUGUACAUCACAUGCUACGUUUGGGAUCACGAGCCUAGCUCUACUUGGGUCUUGUACAUAAUUUUCAUCGGAUUUGGCGCAGUCAAGGGUUUGUUUAGACAAAAUAUUGUAGAAGCCUAUGCUUUACAUUUCCCUGAUAAGAGAGAUGUCGCGUUCAGCGUUUACAACGUAUGGUAUACAGGCGGCUUGGCAAUUCAAUACGGAUUCAGUACCUUUAUGUGCGUUGAGGACAAAUUAUAUACACAAUUCGCAUUGUAUGUGACGAGUAUCAUAUUAUUUGGUAAGAUUGACAUUUUAUUAUUAUUAAGUUUGAAUUUGUACUGCAUCAUUGAUGACAAAAGAGGCAAGACACCCAGUUUGAAGAAAAAUAUGGAAUAGAGCAACAAGCUUCUUGAUUUCGUUUUUAAAAUGACAUUUUAGACUAAAUUAGUUCAGUGUGUUUUCAUAGGCAAUAUCACUAGGGCGGACUAGGACUCCCAUUCCUUAUAUGGUCAACGAUGUGACGUCAUAGCGCGUCCUACUUCAUCACCGGGUCUUCGUCCUAGUAUUCAAGGCGCUUAUGCGUCAUUUUCCGUUAUAGCGACUUACGAUCGUUCUCGCAGAUGACAUUUUAGUGGACUUUUCAGGGUGUCCACCUGGGUUCAAAUCUGUCAGUUAUAAGGUCGGGCAUUGCAAGAUUACUCGAUUAUCGAUAAGUAUAUUACCUGCGACAUGAGAUAUAUUAUAACAUAUACGUGACAAACUUUUUAUGACAAUAAACAUUUAGAGUAAACUAAACGUUUAACGUUACCGUUAUCGCUCAAUAACUUUUCAAUUGCCCAUAAUGCACCUCAACUUUGAAAUCUUGAUUGCAUGGAAACAGAUC